AUGCAAGGAUUAAUAAAAUGAUCUUUAAUUUAUUAGAAAAGUUGGUAGGAUGCUUAAAUUAGUGAUUAAUUUUAGUCCUGGACAGCCACCGUCCCGCAGAUUUUCUGAGGUUAUUCUUUAACACCUGAUUUUGAUCUGCAUGUGAUUAGCAGGCUUUUGCUGAUCUUGAUUACCUGCUGCACAGGUGAUUCAGUCAUUGAAUCAGAUGUGUUUGGGCAGAGAAACAAGUUAAAGAUGCAGGAUAGUGGCCCUCAAGGAUUAGAGUUGGGCACACCUAGCUUAAAUUGGUGAAGAUUAUUAAUCAAGUACCUGUAUAAGUUUUAGAUUUCCUGUGAAAACCCACAAUUUUUUGUCUUUUUAGAUGCAUGAUGGCAAAGCGACCAAAAAGAGUGAAAAUGAAGCCAAAAGAUGAGGCAGUGCAGUUUUUGGCUUUGGGUAAGGACAAGGAUGGAUUUGAUGUGAAAUUCAUCAACUCUUUCAAAGGGCGAGGAGUGUUCAGUACAUGCCACUUUGAGAAAGGAUCAUUUCUUGUAGAAUAUCGAGGCGAAGUCAUAAACAAACUGGAAUAUGAAGACAGGUUAAGGAUUUAUCAUGAUGCAAUGAAGGUCUUCAUGUUUGAGUUUCGUCAUAAUGGAAAACUUAUGUGUGUUGAUGCCUCAAGGGAGGAUGAUUCAUUAGGAAGACUAGUUAAUGAUGAUCAUGUGAGCCCAAACAGCAAAAUGAAGACGAUAACUGUAAAUGGACAACCGCAUCUCUGCUUAUUUGCCAUAAAGGACAUUAAACCAGGGGAGGAGAUAACCUAUGAUUACGGAAAUUCUGACUGGCCCUGGAGAUUAAAGGUUACAAGUCUCACCGAUGCAGCGAAAGCCGAUGAACCACUGGCAUCAAAACAAGACAUCCAGGUUACAAGUCUCUACGAUGCAGCAAAUGCAGAUGAACCUCUGGCAACUCUGUCAUCAAAACAAGACACCCAGGUAAGUAGUUUUCUGCCUUUGUAAUCUUUCUACAUGUUU
This is a messenger RNA of Nothobranchius furzeri (turquoise killifish), 1013 nucleotides long. Lineage: Eukaryota; Metazoa; Chordata; Actinopteri; Cyprinodontiformes; Nothobranchiidae. The record is from RefSeq and is a predicted model, not a curated record.